Molecule: messenger RNA, 5385 nt
Organism: Theileria equi strain WA
Lineage: Eukaryota; Apicomplexa; Aconoidasida; Piroplasmida; Theileriidae
Exons: 2
Coding region: 1-5385 (1794 amino acids)
Biological process (GO): regulation of transcription by RNA polymerase II
Source: RefSeq, a predicted model, not a curated record
AUGAAUACUGAUACACCAAAGUCGAAGGACCAAGUUCAGGAAGAGGAUAAAUUUUGGACUGAAACUGGGCGGCAAUUCUUUUCUGUUCCUCAUGCAUCUUUGGUUUCUUGCCUAAAAAAUCAUGUAUGGCAUUGUAAUCAUAUUUAUUCAAAGGUAAACCACAUUGUUUCUAAAUUGUCCGAAGAUACGGACAAAUCAAGACAUGGAACAGAAUCUUCUCAAAAUGAGUCCGAUACAUCGAAUUUUGUUCCUAAAUCGAUAGUAUUUCCGCUAAAGGCAAACAACACACGUGGUUAUGAUAAUAAAUCGUCAUUGUUUGGCGAAUUGUUGAACAUAAACAGUACUAAUAAUUACGGAAUUUUUAACUACCUGAACGGCAACACAACUGAUUCGCUAUCUAACGACCAGAUUCAUGGAAUUUUAGAAAAUGACAAUUAUUUUAAUCCACUGGUUUCUGCAAAACACGAUAGCAGCCAAAGACUUCCACAUAUCAACGCCACUUCACUGCCAGACGCUAUUCAUUUGUCAAUUUACUGUCCAGAAAAUAGUUUGAAUAUAAAGAAUGAAAGCAAAGAGCCAUGCCUACUCAGCAAAGAUAAUAUUCCAGAAAUAUUGUCUGGUCCAUCGCCAGCUUGGUUCUCCAAAGGAGCUGUGCCCAAGUACAAGAAAGGUUGUGAAAUAGGUCCAAAGUAUAAAAAGUGUGAUGGAGUUCUUGAUAAACCAAAAGGAUAUCUGUUUGAUCCUGUAUGGGAAACUGAGAAUGAUGUCAGAAUUGGGAAUACCAUUGAAGGUAGUACAGAUUUAUUGAAAUUCCAUGAUAUGUCUGAUUCCAGCGCACCAUCAAGAAUAGACUAUAGCCCAUUACUAUAUACCUUUGUAAUGUCAAAACCGUCAUCGAUAUGCAAACGGUGUCUAGGAUUCCCAAUGAUUACAUGUCCUUUGUGCAAUACAGAUCCUAAUGCUACCAAAUCAACAAGUACAAACACUAAAAGUGCGUGUUUUAAUAGCCAACUCCAUUUUGACGAUAAAUACCAAAUGGUUUACAACAGUAUGGAUAUUUCAAAAUUGAGGAAUAUAACCGAUGAAACAAAUAACGUACAACCAAACAAUGCAACUUCAAAAACAUUUUUAAAUACAGAUGAUGAAAUUGUUUCUACAUUGCACAAUUACUUGCAAACUUUGAAUAGUCUAGGCUCUAAUCUUGAAAAGCUAAUAAAGAGAGUUGAAGAUGAGAGAAGACCAGACUACUCUCGUUGGUCAAAAGUAGAAAUGAAAAUGCUAGAUAGCUAUAUAGAACAAUAUAACGAUAAAACUUUGGACACACGAUAUACCUAUACCACACAAAAGCAAAGUUUUGAUGUAUUAAGACUACGUUUAGGCUGUCCAAAGAGUUCAUGUCUACCUUCUCAGUGGACUGAUCGUGCAUUGUGUAGUAUUUGCGGAAGCGAUGAAGAUUGGGAUGAUGAUCCUAUUCUUUUUUGUGAUUGUUGUUAUCUUCCUAUGCAUUUUUGUUGUCUAGGUUUUAAACCAGGUACUAUGAAUGAUCACUCCAAACACAUUAGACGAAGACACCAUUUAUCAAAGUGCGAUGACGACGACACUGUUAUUGAUGACGAUGAAUGGUUGUGUCCAUCAUGUUCCUUCUUACUUGAUCAAAUUUCAUUCAUUGAUGAAUCUAUUUCAUUUCCUAUUGUAAGGAUUGCGGCCGGUCCAAAAAAUAAAAAGCAAAUCGAUAUAAUAUCUGAUGAAAAGCCUUUGUGGGAUCACGAUCAAUUGGAUUCAUCAAAACUUCCUUAUAUAAUAGGUUUUGAAUAUGACAAUCCGUACCAGAAAAUACAUAUAUGUUUUGUCGCCGAAAAAUCUCUAAACGAUUCUACGCUAGGAACAGCGGGAAUACCUGAGUUUACUGAUUCUAUGACUCUGCCUAAAAUGUUAUCUUUGAAGAAUGCUCCUACGCUGAUGAUUUAUGAUUUGAAAAAUACCAAGCCUACUUCACCUUACACCUCUAACGCUUACAAUUAUAAUUUGGAAUAUAUCGCCUAUAGUUCAAGCCAAUUUAAGAGCUUUAAGGAUUUUGCAUCAAAUAUAAUGGUAGACAAUGCAGUAUUUUUCGAAGAAAGGUUCCAUCUAUUACUGUCUAGUGGAGAUUACCAUGCCACACUUGAAUACCUAAACUAUGUAUCGCAAGAGGACUCAUGUGUCUCUAGGGCAAUCCAACAGGAUAUAAUUGUGGAAUCUAAUAGAGUAUCUGGACAAAAGAAGGGGAAAAAAGGAGAUAAAGGGGCAGUAUCUCAGAAUAAAACCGUGAAACCUAAUUCAAAUGAAAUUGUUUUCGACAGGGAAGAUCAUUAUACUCUCAACUGCAAAAAUCCUUUGAAGAAGCUUGCUAUGUCAGUAAAAUACACUGAUGAAAUAUUUUUCAACCUAAAGAUCCCAGUUUGUAUUUUUUGUGGAUUUGAUGCCUACUAUCCCGGUGGCGGUCCUAUGAAACGUACAUCAAAUAUUGGAACAUGGGGACAUGUGAAAUGUGCUAUUGCAAUGGACUGUACUAUAAAUCCUACAGAAAUUGAUUAUUCUACGUUUGUUCCUAAGGUUAAAGCAUUGAAAUGUCUUAUAUGCCAUAAUUGGAGCACUUCUAUCAUACAGUGCUCAUUCGGUUCUUGCUGUAAGGCGUUUCAUGUGCCAUGUGCAGCGUCCUCGCCACAGUGUCUCUUUUCAUGGGACACUAACGGUCGUCCUGACGUUCUAUGUCCAACCCAUGCGAGUGGUCUUGCACCAACUGUACUGCUACGGAAGCUUCAGUCUAAAUUGCAACAUCAGAAUAAAAAAAUAAGGGACGUGAAAUCAUCCAUUGAAUCUCUUUCUCCCAAGGAUGAUGUAUAUCUUACACACUUUCUCCAACCUAACUAUCGAUCUGUUGCUAAUGUAAUUCAGAAUCUCCUAUUACUGGAUAAAAAUAUAUUUGCUUUUCCGCUAUCUGGGGACUUCCUCUCAAAGGAUAAUCCUGGUACCGCAAAUACUAGAAAUCAUGUUACAAAGCCGAUUGAAGAUGGUCAUGUUGGAGAUGAUUCGUCCACAAAAGUAGCAUCUGAGGAUUCGAUAUCAUACAUUCCAGAGAGCAGUUGUCCUGUAAAUAAUAUAGAUUCCAAAGAUUGUGUUUGGUGUUGUCUUAAUAUCGAUGAAAGUGGACAUAAUAACAAAAUAUUUGAUGACAAGACACCAUCUACAUAUACAAUUGGUUCUAUUUUAUUUUCAGAUUAUACGGCAGUCAAAAGUGAAUGCAUGAAGAUCAUAAAGGAUGAAAAGACAGAUUAUUGUAAAGCUCCUCCUGGUAUCUUAGCGGAGUUAUGUGAUGUAUCUCUACUAGAUGAUAAGAUAAUGCAUAUUAUACAUGGUGAUUUUGUGUCUGGCCAGAAACUGAUUUAUGAUUCUGAAACAAAGGUCUAUAGAACAUCAUUGGAUGGUUUAACUCGGCUGUUCAACCUACUUUAUGUUGAGGACUAUGAAGGUAAUAUGAUGGAUACAUUCAAGUUUUUACUUGCACAUAUUAAUAAAAUACGGGCCAUAGACCAUGAUAGACAAUCGCACUUUGAAGCUAAAUCGGUGAUGGAUAUUUUUAAUUGUCUUAAUUCACAGACAUUGUACAACACCGGUUCACAAUACACAGUUGAUUCACAGCUACCCAAAACUCACUUUUCAUCUGCGCACGAUGACACGGAAUCGCACAACACAGAUGUUGACAGCGCAGCUGUAGAAGAUGUAAAAACAGAAAAAACAAUUAAACCCCAAUUAUAUGAUGUACUUAGGGGUUUAAAUGCCAGUAUAUUAAUGAAGCUUAAUGCUAACUUACUUCCCUCGGCAAUAUUGCGAUCUGUAGGAUCCAUAAGACAGUCAUUAGAUAUGGCAGAAGAUUCAAACCUAUCUAGAGAUUUUGGAAUUUGUUCAGGAUGUCUUGAAUUUAAAGCCAAUGAGCAACAUUCCAAUUAUCAGUAUCAAGUAAAGAGAAAAAGAUCAACUCACGCUGAAUACUUUAGAACAUGCAAAGUAUGUAAUGCUGUGGCAUGUAGCAAUUGCUUGAUUACUAUGGAAUCAAUUAGAAAGUUGGAUAACUCUGAUGUUGAAGAUAUUGAAGUUAGCUCGCUUGAGGAAGGAUUCGAAAAUUUGCAAGAUUUUUCAUUUACGUGUGUUAGGUGUCAAAGUAUGAUUAAUAAUCCUGAAUUACCUUUGCUUUGUUGUGUUUUGUGUUCCAGAUUUGAUGGACUAUUAGUUAGGAUCAACCCUAACUUGAUAACCUAUUAUUCUCAUUGGGGAUGCGAAUGGAAUGAAUUUGCAUAUGUUCAUUUAGUUUGUUUGGAAUGGCUUACAUGGAGCAAGCAACUUGGACAGGUCUUUAAGAAAUUGCCAAAAACGUUAUUUGAGCAUCCUUGUUAUUAUUGUGGUGUUAUGGCCGGUGCUACAAUGCAAUGUGCAAAUAACUAUUGUAAUGUUCGCUUCCAUGCUUCUUGUGCAGGUAUUUUGGGUUGUAAAGUGGACAUGAGCAAAAAGGUAGAGGGAGUUAAUACCACCAGAAGGGCACUAUGCUUGAGACACACCAUGAUAAAUAUUGGUCGUUCUAGUGCGGUGGAACGAAAAUUUAUGGUCGCACCUAGUUACCUAUAUGAAAUAUUGGCAUCCAUUAGUUGUUACAUUAAGUCUUUCUUCUCAGGAGCCUAUAUAUCAAAGCAUUGUGUUAACACAAAGGCUAGGCUUUCAAAUACAUCUAAAUCGCUAAAGAACACAAACUUUGGACGGGUGAAAAGCCAUAAAUCUAGCGACUCUAUGAAACAGAAGCUCAACGUUCUAAAAAUUGUCAACUAUAUUAACUUGGGGCUUAUAGCCCCCAGUGCAAAAUCUUCACCCAUUCCUUAUGAAACUUCUCUACCAGAUUCGAUAGCAAGGGAUAGAUUGAUACAAGCCAUGAAUUAUGCAGCUAUGAAUGGUAUGAAUGCCGCCCAAAGAGAUUGGGAUAGAAAAGAUAUUAAAAUGAUAAUUUCAAUGCUAAAAUCUGGACUAUUGAAGCCUAUACAAGGGAGCAAACGUGGAAGAAAACCAAAAUCCUUGGAUGGCUCGGAUCAUGAUCGCAGACAUAAAAUGUCAAUGGAGGAGAUACUGAGAUAUGGACACUCAGGACAGUUACCUGACGGGGAAUUUUAUUGUCCAAUAUGUUUUUGUGUUUAUUUCGAAACUGCGCCAGGAUUACCAGGUGACGACCUUCAUUGGAUUGGUUGCGAUCGGUGCGAAAGAUGGUUUCAUUUCGUAUGUGCUGGUGUAUGGACGGAUUCAAAUAUUGGUCAAAACAAAUCGAACUGGUAUUGCCCUACCUGUGUUCCACACUUGGAACACUAA